Molecule: messenger RNA, 1176 nt
Organism: Kalmanozyma brasiliensis GHG001
Lineage: Eukaryota; Fungi; Basidiomycota; Ustilaginomycetes; Ustilaginales
Product: Short-chain dehydrogenase/reductase SDR
Exons: 1
Coding region: 1-1176 (391 amino acids)
Source: RefSeq, a predicted model, not a curated record
AUGGCUCCACCUUCCGUAUACGACACGCACUGCGAGGGUCCCGGACUGCUGCCCACCACCACGCCCUGGUCGCAGCGCUACUGCAAGCUUCGCCAGUACACCGGCGAGUCUCUCGCUACUCUCUCUUUUCCCUCUCCCACUUCUCCGGACUACGACUGCACAGGCAAGACCGUCAUCAUCUCCGGGUCCAACUCCGGAAUUGGCAAGGAGGCGGCGAUCUUCUUCGCUGCUGCGGGGGCGAACGUCAUCAUGGCCUGUCGGGUUGUCUCGCACGAGCAGCACCCCAAAGAGGCCCGCAAGGACGUUGUUGCUGCAGCAAAGGUGGAGGAUGACAAGGUGGAGAUGUGGGAGAUCGACUGUUCCUCUCUCGCCUCGGUCUCGUCCUUUGCUGCACGCUUCAUCGAGAGCGGCCGCACACUUGAUAUUCUCGUCAACAACGCCGGUCUCACCGCCGGCAAACGUCGAAUCACGGACGAAGGCUUUGAACUCACUCGCGCGGUCAACCUUCUCUCCCACGUCUUGCUGACUCUGUCGCUUCUGCCGGCGAUGAAAAAGAGCAAAGCACCCCGAGUGGUCAACACGUGCAGCAUCUUUCACCACGGUGCCAAGCUCGAUUUUGCCAACAUGGACAACGAGAAGGCGACACCCCUGGGACCCAACUGCGUCCAGGCGUACUGCGACUCCAAGCUCUGGCUUCUCAUGUGGAGUGUCGAGCUGCAGGAGCGAUUGAGUCGGAGUGAGGAGUACCGGCAUGUGGUCGUGCACGGCAUUCACCCCGGGUUUGUCGGGAGCAACAUCUGGGCCAAUCCGGAUAGCACGACGCCGCGGGUGCUGAAGAUGAUCAUCGGCCAACUGGUGAAUAGGCUGUCAGUCAGCUCAAAGCAGGGGAGUUUCGCGAUUGUUCACGCUGCCCUGGCGCCCGAGUUGGGCGUGCCAAAGGAGAUGCUGAGGGAGAAGAGCAAGCUGGAAAAGGGGGAGAGCGCCAAAUGGGGUGGCAAAUUCGUCAAUAGGAAUGUGGUGGAUGCGACGCGAAGGCCUGAGGUGGAUGAUGUGCUGGCGAGGUCCAGGUUGUGGCAGAGGGUGUGGGAGGAUGUCGAGGCGGAGAAGAGGGGAUUGGGCAAGGAUCUGCCAGGUCAUUUGGAAAGCGUCAAGCUGCUUGGCCAGGUCGCAAAGUGA